AUGAGGAAGGGGCUCACGCAGUGCGGCAUCCCGUAUCUGGGGCGGGGGGUGUCUCAGCUCAGGGGGGGGAGCAAAAGGGGGAGAGGCUGGCAGCCCCAAGUCUGUCCAAGAGCUUUCCUCGUUGUUUUCCCCUCUGCUUUGCGUGCAGGUCUGGCUUUCCCAGACUGGGCCUACAAGGCUGAAUCCAGCCCAGGCUCCCGCCAGAUCCAGCUCUGGCACUUCAUCCUGGAGCUGCUGCAGAAGGAGGAGUUCCGGCACGUCAUCGCCUGGCAGCAGGGGGAGUACGGGGAGUUUGUCAUCAAGGACCCCGACGAGGUGGCGCGGCUGUGGGGCCGGAGGAAGUGCAAGCCCCAGAUGAACUACGACAAGCUCAGCCGGGCCCUCAGGUAUUACUACAACAAGCACAUCCUCCACAAGACGAAAGGCAAGAGGUUCACCUACAGGUUCAACUUCAGCAAGCUGAUCUUCAUCAACUACCCGCUGUGGGGCGUCCAGCCUCCUUCUCGGCCGAUGUGGAUGGGGGCGGCCAGGAUGUACCGGCCUCGUGGCGGCGGGAGUCUCAGUGCGCAGACAGAGCUCUUACAGAAUAUGAUGUUUGGCCGAAGGACCUGCCCUGACCACCUGGCCUUCCACAGGUGCGCCCAUGACCUGACCCUUGACCUCGAGGACCCCAGGGAGAAGAUGGGAGCGGUGGCCACCAGCCCUUGUCUUGGGUCCAUCUCAACUUCUUGCAUCUUCAACUCCUGUUGCUGCUUCCGAGCCCAAGAGAAAUGCCGCCCUCUGGCCGCGUUCCCCACACCCCUCCCUCACCCAGGAUUUGCCCCUCACCCUGGCCGGCAGCUCUGUCCAGGGCUACCCCAGCAGUACCCCCUCUCCAAUCCGCCUUGCUUUGCUGCUGCCAGUAGCCACUUUUUCCACCUGGGAGGCCAACCUGCCGUGCCCUCGGAAGAGAGAGCGCUGUUCCCAAGCCAGCUGGCCAACCCCAAAGCACAACACCUCCUGAGGGCCAUGGACUCUCCCGCGAGGAAGGCGGGAGGAGGAGCUUUUCCUGGGCUGGAGUUCCUGCCUGACUCUCCCCUGUCAUCUUGGGAAGAAGAAGAGACACAGCAGGAAGUUCGUCAUGGCGCUCGUCUCCUUGGCGAGGCCUGCCUUGGGGUCAAGGCUGAGCUGGCACUGGUGGAGGCCAGGUCCUGCGGCAAACUGCUUGUGGGUCCCCGUGUGGCAGGGAAAGGUCUGCAUGGCUCCUCACAACUCAGCAACUUCCAGCCAGCAGCUGUCCCAAACACUGUUGGCCCUGGUUUUAGGCCAGUGGCUGGUGGGAAACCUGACUGGGCGAUGCCCUCGCCUCAAGUUUGAGCAAAGGUCUUCCUUUCUCUUUCUUUCUUUGUGGAAGAACCUCCACCUUCCUGCCAACACAGCUGAACUGCUGCUUCUCCGCUCCAAAUCAGUCAUAGCUUCAGGUCUCGUUUCCUUGCAAAGUCAGCAGCGCAGAAUUUCCUGAUCCCCAAACCAAAGAGAAGCCGCUUGCCUGGGCAGACUUGUGUGAUGGAAUGACCACGUGGUGCAAAACAGGACUCUGGGAUGCAGUUCUGCCCAGCGAACCGAAGUCUGAAAGCUCCCAGAAAUAAGCCAAGGAUGUUUGCAUAUAGACCAGCCAAAGUUCACUCCUCCUUGCUAAAAGCUGCCUGUAUCUAUGCGUGCAUGUUUAAUAAAGAAUACCUGAGAACACUCCUGAUCCGGUUGAUGGCCUGGUUCUGGGGU
Podarcis raffonei (Aeolian wall lizard) is the source of this 1761-nucleotide messenger RNA. Its product is annotated as ETS translocation variant 3-like protein. Gene Ontology annotation, cellular component: nucleus. Gene Ontology annotation, molecular function: sequence-specific DNA binding; DNA-binding transcription factor activity, RNA polymerase II-specific. The record is from RefSeq and is a predicted model, not a curated record. Gene Ontology annotation, biological process: regulation of transcription by RNA polymerase II; cell differentiation. The transcript is spliced from 4 exons. The coding region runs from base 1 to 1356 and encodes 451 amino acids. NCBI's taxonomy places the organism in Eukaryota, Metazoa, Chordata, Lepidosauria, Squamata, Lacertidae.